Molecule: messenger RNA, 691 nt
Organism: Blepharisma stoltei
Lineage: Eukaryota; Ciliophora; Heterotrichea; Heterotrichida; Blepharismidae
Source: the annotation of a GenBank genome assembly
AUGAAACCAGGAAUCAUAACUAGUCAAGCUGAGCCUUCAGCCAAGCUUAUCAUGAGAAUUGGUAGCCCAAAACACAAAAAAUUAAUAAUUCCAAGCCACCUCUAUUCAGAAAGGAAAUUAUUUUCGCCUGACCCCAAAAUUGAAGAAUCUCUACAAGAAGCCUCCCCACUCCCAAAUCACCCUCCAGAGAUUGAAAAAAUAAAAAAUGCAAUAUUUUCACCUACAAACCUUAAAAUCAAAAGGUCUUCUUCACAAAAAUCUAUACAAAUAAAAUGAUGAUUAUCCGACUUGCCCUUCCCCCAUACCCUCAGGGUUUUUAGGUUUAAUAGGGCCGGGGUCUGGAAUUUAUGUUCAGGGUGUUUUUUCCCUCCUUGGUCGGGAUAUCACGACAGGAUUUUUACCCCGCACCAUAAAAAAGAAAUACAGAGUCCAUAUGACAACUAUACACUUCUGAAUGUGAAGGUUUCCAUCCCGGAUAGAUCAUAGCGACCGUUAGGAGUUGUUCAAAGAAGUACCGAGUUCAUCUCCCCAAGAGAUGGUGACGCCACCAUUCUUUUGUGGCUUUGAAGAAAAAGGGCGUAAGUGCAAACCGAUGCUUAAGGUGAGGAGCCUAGCGAAGAGGGGUUGAAACAAACUCUGAAGACCCAUUCUAACUUUAAUCUAAUAACAAAAAUCUAUACGCUUUUGCUAA